Messenger RNA from Rhopalosiphum maidis (corn leaf aphid), 2302 nucleotides. RefSeq lists its product as uncharacterized. The coding region runs from base 118 to 1317 and encodes 399 amino acids. Gene Ontology annotation, molecular function: chitin binding. The transcript has 4 exons. Gene Ontology annotation, cellular component: extracellular region. NCBI's taxonomy places the organism in Eukaryota, Metazoa, Arthropoda, Insecta, Hemiptera, Aphididae. The record is from RefSeq and is a predicted model, not a curated record.
UUCCUCUCCAUCGUCGCGUUUGUCCUCCUCUGCUGUCCGACGUCGCGUCCAUCGUCGUCGAACACGACCGCCUUCUUGCACCGUCAGUUACUGCUCAUUAUUAUUUCCGCGACAACGAUGAAGCGCAACACAUGUCUGUGGGUGGUUCUCACCACUUACCUGGUUCAACAAUGCUCCUGCCAGCAACAACUGAAGUCGUCCAACAUACAGGAAGACCCGUGUAAGGCCAAAAACAAGGUGGUAGCCGACGCGGCUUACUGUGAUCGUUAUUGGGAAUGCGUGGACGGUCAGCCUGAGUUGUACGACUGCCCGAACGGUCUGGUUUAUGCGGGAAAACACAGGGGCGUCACCGAAGGAUGUGACUACCCGUGGAGGGCGGAUUACUGCGAGGGAAAAACUCAAGCUAACGGUCCGAUAGCCCGAGAACACUGUGAUUGGUUGUAUGGAAUAUUCGGUCACGAGACGUCUUGCACACGGUACUGGACUUGCUGGAACAGCACCGCCACCGAACAGCUGUGCAUCGGCGGAUUGUUGUACAACGAGAAAACUCACUCUUGUGACUGGCCCGAGAAUGUCGAUGGAUGCCAAAAACACCCUCUUUGUAACGAAGAUGCCAACGGAAACGUACCACUAGGAAAGUCGUGCAAUAGGUACUGGCAGUGCCAAGGAGGUUACCCAAGGCUGCAAAGAUGUCCGGCCAUGUUGGUGUUCGACAGGCGCACUUUAAGGUGCGUUGUGCCACCCACCGAGGAUUGUGAGGUGCCAACCACACCGGCCCCGUCACCAGAUGACUUGCCAUCUAACGAAGACGACGGUGAAGAGAACGUGCCACAACAAGCACAAGCUAAGGCUACCGCCGUCCCGGUAGCACAGCAACAGCAACAGCAACAGCGAAACCAGCAACAGCAGCAACCGCAACUUCAUCAGCGUCAAGGCGGUCAGCCGCAGCAGAGACAGCAGUUCCAACAGCAGCAACAGCAACAACCACAACAACAACAACAACAUUUGCCUGCCGCUACACAACAACAGCAACAGCAGUUACCGCAACAACAGUUCCAACAGCAACAACGGGCUCAGUUCCAGCAACCCGCCGCUAGGGCUGUUCAACAACCGCAACAGCAACAACAGCAGCAACAGCAACAGUUUGUGCCACAACAGCGGGCCCAACCACAACAAUUCCAACUGCCCCCGUUGCCGGUACAACAACAGCAACAGCACGCCGUUCAGAGGAGAGAAAACACUCCGGUAUCGUACGGCGGCGUCGAAGACGAUGUCGGUGACGAUGUCAGUGUACCGGUCGCGUUUUCCGAACACUAAACACAAUUAUUGCACUGCACAAUUAACGUCGAUACACCUACACACACCUACACAUUUAGUAUAUUAUUAGAAUAUAUAGUUCAAAAUGAAAACGAAUAUUUUUUAUUACAUCAAAAGUAUAAUCGAAUUCGAUUCCUUUGUCAGAAAUGAUUUUGUUCACAAAAUUUGAAUAACCUACACAUACCUACAACAAAACUUUUUUUAUUCGAUUUUAUUUUCCGUUAGUAUUAGGCGAUUUUUUGAGGAUAGUCGUGCAAAUAUAUUCGAUAUCGUAUAAUGACCGCCAUAAAAACUACACGUCAAUCAUCAUACCUAGUUUCGUCAAAAAAUUGCGUAUUCAAUAAUUACGAUCGAGAGUUUGAAAAUACAUUUUUGUCGACAGUCAUUUCAUAGAUACCUAUUAUAAAAAUGCAUAAAUGGUAAAGGUGAUCGUCUAUAAAACAUUCAUUAUCGAUACAUUUAUACUCCACUCGAUUUCCGUAUCCGUUUAUCCAACGUUUAUCUAUUUCAAAAAAUAUAACUUAUCUCAAAUUGUGUAUCCUUGUAUACGGUCUGUUAACAACUAUGUUUUAAGGUCGUAUUUACAGGUUUUUUUUCAAAAUAAAUCGUCGCUGUAUCAUUUCAUUCAUGUCGGUCUAGGCACAAUAUUAAAAAUAUGCCAAAAGUUGAAACCUGUCGAAUGAAACGAAUUCAACAUAUGUGACACGUGUACGUCGGGCAUCCUCGUAAAAUCGCUUCGUAUAACACAUUCAUAUGAUAUAAUAAUAGUAUACUUUUAAGAGUGUAACGUUUAGAUGUUAUUCGUGUUGAUACAAAUUUGAAAUUGCUUGCCAAAGGACUGAAUUUAUUACGCAUUUUAUUUUCUAAUAAUAAACAAUAACUUAAUAAGUUGAAAUGUUUGUACAACUGUUUCCGUUAAAUAUAAUUAAUAUAUAAUGUAUUAUAUACUCGUACAUAUAUAAAAAAAUAUAUAAUACUCUGUAAG